Messenger RNA from Schistosoma intercalatum, 2941 nucleotides. Lineage: Eukaryota; Metazoa; Platyhelminthes; Trematoda; Strigeidida; Schistosomatidae. The record is from the annotation of a GenBank genome assembly.
GAGUGGCAAUACGAGUUAUAUAUGAGUUAGUGCUUUCACUCACACGUUAUGUGUUAUUGAGUCCUUUUCGAGACCAUUAUUUAUCUACUGCAGAACAACUUUUGUCCGUUUGAAAAAUGCUUGUUCGUCGAAUUCUGAUACUAUCACAUAACAUGAGUUUUAUUUCAGUAGUUUUGUUCCAUAUUUAUCUUCAAUAUUAACAGAUAUUUCGGCUUAACUAAUCCAGGUAGCAACUAGAAUCCUUCAAAUUCAGUUUUUCAUGAGAAUGUACGUACCUAACUAUUGGUCGUUUACUAAAUACAGAUCGGUGCAACUGUGGAGUAAACUUUCACUAUAUACUCGAUGAUUUUCUCUUAAGCGACCAUAAAAAGAAAAAUGAUAUAUUGAUGGUGGAAGAAUUCUAUUUUAAUCGCUGUACCACAGCUGUCUCGUUUAAUAACAUUAGCCUAUGAAAAGUUAGUCUGCGCUAUUUAAAAAGGACAGUGGUAUUUUUCCUCGCUGAGUAAAUUUGUUUGUUUUGAUCGUUUAUCACAUAUCAAGACUACCGUUUUCACUUUAAUUGAACUUAUUUCAGUUAAAGUAUUCGACCAGAGUAUCGUUUUUACUGUUCUCUCAAUUAGUUUUGUCGUUGGUACUCUCGAGUACCUGUUUUUCAACUGUAUCUGUUAGUACUUUUGGUCGUAGCAAUCUACAGCUCUUCACUUUUUUUGGUCAUUGAUAAUUUUUUUGUCUCUGGGUAUCAUCGCAUAUUGAAAAACCCCUCCUAAAUGACCGGACAGUGUAAAAAAAGCAGUUGUCAACGUCCGGGUUGUCGUUAUCCCGUUGAAAGCGGCAUGCAGUGCGACGAGUGCAAAGGCUGGUACCACGAAGUUUGCACGAACUUAACGCCUGCUGCUUUCAAACGGUUCAGUAAGAAGGGUUGUGUAUGGCUUUGUCAACAGUGCUGCUCGGAUGCAAACAGCUUGUUAACCGAGGCCAUCUCACUGAUUGAUGCUGCAAAGAAGUGUUUUAGUAAGCAUAGUCGGAACACGUCAAACAGCACUCGAUCUGUCGACACACAGGGUCGUUUACCGAAAGACUGGAAAAACGCCAUAGUAAGUCCUGUCGUCAAAACAGGUACGAAACACAAACCUGAGAACUACUGCCCUGUUAGCCUAACUAGUGUGGUUGUUAAAAUCUUAGAAAAGAUUAUUCGGAAGGAGCUGUUUAAGUAUCUCUAUAAAAACCGGAUCCUCUCGGAGAAGCAGCACGGCUUCAGAAUAGGUUAUUCUUGUCUCACUAAUUUAUUAGUGGCUCGUGAAAGCUGGUGUGCUCUUAAGGACCAAAAGCUACCUGUAGACGUCGCCUUCAUUGAUUUCAGUAAAGCUUUUGAUAAAGUUCCGCACAACCGGCUGUUAUAUAAGUUAAGACAUGUCGGGAUUGGAGGCAAUUUAUUGAUGUGGAUAAAAGACUUCUUAGUUGGGCGUCAACAAAUAGUAAGGGUGAACUCAAAGUUAUCUAGCUGGGAAACUGUGCUUAGUGGAUUGCCCCAGAGUACAGUUUUGGGGCCAGUGCUAUUCUUCUUGUAUGUAAAUGACCUUCCAUGUCUCCUAUCAUCAUCGGUCUUGCUAUAUGCCGACGAUGUCAAGAUAUGGAGAACGAUAGGAUGUAAGAGUGAUAGCUUAGAACUUCAAAAUGACCUAAAGAAAUUAUCUGAAUGGUCUCAAACAUGGCAGUUGCCGAUAAAUACUUCCAAGUGUGUUGUGAUGCAUAUCGGUCAUCAAGGCACAGAUACAUACACGAUGAAUAACUCUGAGCUACCUAUCGUCCAGACAUAUAAUGACUUAGGAGUUAUCGUUAGUCAAGACUUAAAGACUACUGUACACUGCCGUGCAAUAGCCGCCAAAGGUUUUAGAACCUUAUGGUCAAUACGUAGAGCUUUUAGUCAUGUCGACGCUAAAACGUUUUUGACUUUGUAUACAGUGUUCGUUCGUCCUAAACUUGAGUACUGCAUACAAGCGGCUAGCCCCUGCUUAAAAAAACAGUGAGCUUCUGGAAAAGAUUCAGAGAACGGCGACUAAGCUGGUUCCCGGAAUAGCGAAGCUUCCGUAUGAAUCUCGACUGGCCAAGCUGAACCUUUUCCCGUUGUCAUAUCGCAGAACUAGAGGCGACUUGAUUACAGUUUUCAAAUUGCUUAGUGCCAAAUUUGCACCUGAUAUGCCCUCAUUUUUUGUCUUCCAAAAUAGAGAAUUUACGAGGACACUCCAAAAAAGUUCACAAGCCGAGAACAAAUUACUUGUCAGCUGACCAUCGACUUUCCCAUCGAAUCAUCAACGAGUGGAAUUCACUACCUCAGCACGUGGUUGAGACUCCAUCCGUCGACUCUUUCAAGAGAAAGUUUGAUCAACUGAGAGACCACCAUUGCCAGGACUAACAUAGGCCAUCGAGCCUCCUGUCCUUCCCAAACUGAAACUGAAACUGAAGAAGCAUGAAGUAUGUUUUUGCAGUUUUAGAGCAGGACGUUUAUUUAUAAAUCACUUACUUCAAACAAAAUCGGCAACAUUACAAACUGGGACCUUCAAUAUUCAGUCUUUUUGUCACGAGCUUGUAUAAACCGACUGAUGUUCUUGCUCCCACUACUAAUUGUUUUAGUAUAAUUACAUUUGUCUGUUGAUGCUCAGUCGAUGAUUGUCCAGCCGCUUAACCGCACUAGUUAUUGUUGGUUUGGUCGUUGUUUAUGGGUUUGUACACCUAUUAACUCAAGUGACUGUGUUCGUCCCAGGAUAGUAGGGUUCCUGGCACGAGCAGCUACUACUUCACCGAGCAGGAGGUUAGUUGGUUGUAUUAUAAAGAUUAAUAAAGUGAAGAUUUAUGUGCUAAGGGAAGAUAAUUGCCCUGAGAAAUAAUUUACCAAGUAAUUUGGUCAGUCGGUAAUGCACACAGUGUGAGAAGACCAAAGUGU